AUGCAGCUCUCCGCCUUCGUUUUCUUUGCAGUUUUCGGUGCUGCGUUGGCCAGGCCGCCUCCUGCGCCUGCUGACCCUUGCCCCAGUGUCCGCGACAAGCUAGUUUGUAACAACCCUGAGAUUCCAUUCAAGCAGUGUACUAAGUUGACCGCAACUGUCUGGCAAGUCAAAGUCUUGCUCUUCCACCAUAUCGUCUUGCACGCCAUCGCCUCAUGCCGGAUAUACCUGGGUCAAUAUGUCGACCCCCAGGCAGGUUGUGCUUACAUUGCUCGAUGCUGGCAGCCUGUGUUGAACGGUCGCACCUGGCAAGCCUAG
Colletotrichum paranaense is the source of this 315-nucleotide messenger RNA. RefSeq lists its product as uncharacterized. Bases 1 to 315 code for a protein of 104 amino acids. The transcript is spliced from 3 exons. Lineage: Eukaryota; Fungi; Ascomycota; Sordariomycetes; Glomerellales; Glomerellaceae. The record is from RefSeq and is a predicted model, not a curated record.